Messenger RNA from Patiria miniata (bat star), 3420 nucleotides. RefSeq names its product E3 ubiquitin-protein ligase TRIM56-like. Gene Ontology annotation, molecular function: zinc ion binding; ubiquitin-protein transferase activity. Gene Ontology annotation, biological process: positive regulation of DNA-templated transcription. The record is from RefSeq and is a predicted model, not a curated record. The coding region runs from base 156 to 2060 and encodes 634 amino acids. The transcript has 3 exons. NCBI's taxonomy places the organism in Eukaryota, Metazoa, Echinodermata, Asteroidea, Valvatida, Asterinidae. Gene Ontology annotation, cellular component: nucleoplasm; chromatin.
CGUGUGCACGUAGUACGUGUAGGCCUGUGUGGAUACUGUACAUGGAUGUAUGCACGUAUACCGAUCUAGGUAAAACGUCUCCACCAAUUAAUGCCUUUUCCUUUCAGUUUCCAGUCUUGAACUUGAAGAGCUGUGCACUUGAAUUUGAGUGAAAUAUGGCAUCAGAGGAAGCAGGAAACGCAGGUCCAGAGACAAUCAGCAGACAUAAUCUUGAGUGCAGCAUCUGCCAAGAGAGAUACCAACAGCCCAAAAUCUUGGAAUGUCUGCAUAGCUUCUGUGAGCAAUGUCUGCUGAAAUACUGUAGCACGAAGCAUCAGGGCUCUACAGAGAUUCCCUGCCCAGUUUGUCAACAGGAGACACAGCUUCCAGAGACGGGGGUACAGGGUCUAAAAAACAACUUUUAUUUGAUUGGUCUGGUCGAGCAGUCUGAACUUCAAGACAAGGUGGCGUCUUUGGGCAACAUGAAGCUGCUCUGUGAGACAUGUGACGAUGGCAAUGAGGCAACACAUCGGUGUUUGGACUGUGCACAGAAUGUCUGUACACACUGUCGAGGUACACAGUUGCGAACUGCCGCUACCUCAAACCACAUGAUAGUUUCUAUGGAAGACAUUCGUGAGGGAAAAGUUACAGUGACUAAGAACCUACCAACACAUCCAGAAUGUCCAAACCACGAAGGCGAAUCAACGCGUUUCUUUUGCACAACUUGCGAAAUGUUGAUCUGCCGAGAUUGCACAGUGAUAGACCAUUGCAAACCAAAACACACUUACAUCGAUAGAAAUAAGGCCACAUUGAUGUACAAGCAAUCACUAUCUGAACUUUUUGACUUACUAGAAGGAACGGUAAAGGAGCUCAAGGAGUCUCAAGAAAAUGUUUCAAGAAUGGAACAUCAACUUGGUGUCACAGUCGAAGGAACCGUGAUAGAAGUGCAGGACAGAGCAGCUGAGAUCAGAGCUGAAGUUACAGCUCAAGAAAAUUGCCUCGUUAAAGACAUCCAAACAAUCCAGAAAGACCGUAAGCAACAAUUGGAUAAAUGCAAGAAAAUAAUACAUUCAGAAAGUGAGAAGAUUAAAUAUGCCCUCGAGACAGCUAGAGAGGUGACAACUGCAUCAGAUAGUGACUUCCUCUCACUCUAUCCCACAAUCAACACCGACUUGAAAUUGCUGGCUGGUCAGAGUAUUCCUAGAGUUGACAACAGGCUCACAUUUCUGAAGUUCAAGCAGAGCGAAGGCGUCAGUGUGGGUGAGGUGUUGACUGAAGGCAAGCUGGAGCUUUGUCGUGAGUUUGGUAAAAUGGGAAACGGCCCAGGGGAGUUCAAUGUGGCUUGGGGCGUAGCUGUUCGUCAACAGCCGGAUGAGAUUGCAGUUACAGACAUCAACAACAAACGAGUUGUGAUCUGCAGCAUCGAUGGUAAACAGAAAAGCGCCAUCCAAAUGGAAGAAUAUCCAUUCGGCAUUGCAGCUACGCACUCCAAGAAUCGCUUGGUGGUUGUUGAAUUCAAGUCAUCUUUUGUGAAGGUUUUCAACAGCGACAACUCACUGGCAUUUCAGUUCCCAACUGUGCAACCGGAUGAUGUUGGUAAGAUCACAGUGGAUCUCCGGGGCGUGGCGGUCAAGAAGGAUGGGACCAUCGUAGUUGGUGAUGUCGAGAGGAUGGUGUUGACCGAACACCGAUCGACAGAUGGUGACAUCUUACUGACCACACCAGUCAAGAUUGAGCCCUGGUUCCUGGCUGUGGACAGCAGUGAUCGAGUUGUCGUCAGUGGCUGCUCACAUGCAGUGGUAGUUACAGAUGGCAACAGUACUACUGAACUCGCCAUCAAACCAACCAUCAACGAUCAACCUGUACAGGAGAGCACAGGUGUAUACACCGAUAGCUCCGGAAUCUAUGUUGCAAUGCAUAAUGGGGAUAAUGCUGGUCAUAUCCACCACUAUGACCCUCAAGGUGGCUUUCUCAAAUGCAUCGCACAGGGUCUGCACUACCCACAGGGCAUCACUUUUACAGCAGAUUGGCAGUUGGCAGUGGCCGACUACUAUACAGUCAAAAUGUAUCACCAGGUGUGACUGAAAUUAACAAAGCUAAAAUGGUUGAAAUGGUCUACUCUCAGCAUACCUUAGGAAAAAAAGAAGAAAGGGCCUGGCCAAUGUUCAUAUGCUGAAUCAAUAGAAAUGUCACCUCACCUACUUCAGAAUUCAGAUAUACUUAUAAAUAGUUAAAAUGUAGUUUUGUAGUCAGGUCGUGGUUUCAAUUUCCUGUAGAAACUGUACAUGAAAAUAGAUGUAAGUCACAAAAGAUGAACACCAGAAAUAUCUGCAUCACAACAUGAAAAAUGCACUGGCAAUAUCUUUUGCUCUGCCUGUGUGUGCAGUUGCAUGUACAUGUCCAAGAAGUCAAAAUCUACUUUGUGGAUACAUGGUAGAUGAAUGUUUACAUGUAAUCCUUUUGAGUGAGUGGGAUUGCACUUGUAUUUUUCAUGAACAAAAGAUUCUACAUUGUAUGUAGGUUCAAUGGAAACUGUACAUGUACACUGUACAUGUAUUUGUUAAAACACAGAUGUUUCCAAACGCAGUCUAAUACAUGAUCGACAGCUUUAACACAAACACUAUAUAGGCUCAUUCAAAUUUGACAACAUACAUGUACUUAAGAAAAAAAUCUGAUCAAAGCAGACUAUUUAUUUAGCAAAAUGGAAGAAUACAAUUAUUAAAGCCUACUUCUUUGAAUACGUACAUACAUACAUGUACAGUUGAACGUUAUUACAUCAUACAAAAUGUUAAUAUUACAAAAAUGCUGUUUAAUAUAUGAAUAUCUCUUAAGGCCAAAUUCACACGCAGUUAUAAUCAGGUGGUAAAUUGACAUCUAAAAUUUAAGCACCUGUGAAUUACCGAUCUUCGUAAUUGACAGAUCCACUUAUUAGCUAGAUCAAUAUCUUUUAAGGCCAACUUCACAUGGAGUUGAACAGGUGGUAAAUUGACACCUAAAGUUUAAGCACCUUUGAAUUACAGAUUUUCGUAAUUGACCGAUCCAUUAAACUACAUCCAGUAGUGCUUGGACCAAUCACAGCCGUGCACAAUGUCAGACAUGCGUGUACGUGCAUACAAUAGGACGCGCGUAACACGCAGCUGAAACAUGCAGUGUGGCACUGAAGAGGUGCAUGUGUUGUUGCCCACGUGCUCAGGGGGCAGGCUUAAUGGAUCAAUCUGGUGUCAAUUAGUCAUUACGCUAUUUAAGAUACUAAUGAUUGUGUUCACUGCUCAGUAUUCCUGUGUAAGUUUACUCUUAGGCCAAACAAAAAAAAGUGUCCAGUUUCUGGUAUGCGCGCGCGUCGCCGUAGCCAUGUGCGUCGGCAAAAUGAAAAAGUUUUUUUUUCAAUGAAAGAUGAUGUCUCAAAACCGCCAAACUCACUGGUUUGACUGGAAUCCUGCU